AACUCUAGUGUUGAUGACUGUUGUAGUAGAGAGGUGAAAGCAAAGGAUGAAUGUGAAAAAGCCAAAUAUGACGAAAGUGCCUGUAAAAAAGAAGAAAUACGAUUCAACAACAUGUUCGUGAUGGAGGUAGAGAAUGGAGGCCCAUGCCUGAGCUGCAACGCCCCGGUGAAAGAGGCCGACGAGAAGAUGCAGGUCAACUCCUCUCUUGAGAUUGAAGGGGAAACGCUGCCGGCGUCCGAAGCUGCAAAUCUGAUGAAGGAUAUGAGUGACUUAGUUAAAAACAUGAAGGGAUCCUCGGCUGAAUUGUCGUUAGGAGCAGGAGUCUCGGGAAUCUUGGUAAAAGAGCCUGAUGAAGCUGAAGGAAUAUCAUUCGCUUAUAGCUCUCCAAAUGACAGCAUGAAAGUAGCUCUGGAAACUCACUUGUCGUGUUCUGUCUUGCAGAUCAUCGACAACAAGAAAUACCUGGACACAUUUUCAAGAUGGAUCUCUGUGUCAAAGCAAGCUUUUGAGAAGGCUAAUGAAUUAAAUGUAACCGCACCGUUUGCGGCUGUUCUGCGGUUCGUGAACAUGAGUAAGGAUGAAUACAACAGUUCUGUUUUAGGGGAUGAGGUUGUGGCAAUUGAGAUGGGAGCAGUCAUUAGGAAUCUUACAGACACGUUAAACAUCACCUUCAAGACCCCCAGAAAUGAGAAAAUGACACCACAUUGUCACUCAUGGGAUGGUGACGGAGACAAACCGAACUGGACUGAUUACGGAUGUUUAACCAUAGAAGAAGAGAGCUCUGUUACAUGCCAGUGCACACACAUGACAUUCUUUGCCAUCUUAAUGACUCCCAUUAAUGAAACCAUCUCAAGCUAUGACCUGAAUACACUCACCAUCAUCUCCCAAGUCGGCUGUGGCCUCUCCAUGUUCUUCCUCAGCAUAAUCCUCUUCAUGCACUUCCUUUUAAGGAGGACUAAAGCAAGCCAAUCCACCAUUAUCUUCAUCCACCUGGUGGCAUCCCUGUUCCUGCUGGACUUCACCUUCCUAGUCAACAACCAUGUGGCCAACAUGCAGAGCUCGGUGGGCUGCAAGAUCAUGGCCGCUGGGAUGCAUUACUCCAUGUUAGCCACUUUCAGCUGGUUCUCUGCCCAGGCCCUCCACCUCUGCCUCCAGAUGUACAAAGGAGGCAACAUUUUAAUCAAAAGAUACGUACUCAAAGUCUCACUGGCUUCCUGGUCACUACCAGGUGUCACUGUGAUUGUCUUACUCAUUUUAGGAAAAUAUGGGGAACAAACUAUCAAAACUGAGGACUCUCAAUACAAUGUGAAAAUGUGCUGGAUCAACGACAACGACAUCCACUACAUAGUCAACAUAGGCUACUACAUGAUCGUCUUCCUCUUCACCUUCAGUACGGCCAUUAUUACUCUGUGGUGGCUCUUUAAUCUCAAGAGAAUCAAAAAGGACAGUAAGCAAGAAGGUCAAAAUGGUAAAGGCAUCGUAGCCAUCCUGGGCCUGUGCCUGCAGCUGGGCAUCACGUGGGCUUUCGCUUUCUUUGCCUACGGCGCCUUCCGGAUCCCCGCCACCUACAUUUUCACAGUCCUCAAUUCUUUCCAAGGUAUGUGUAUUCGUCACCAGCCCGAUGAUCUAGAACCUCUGAUAUUAAAUCCCCAUUUAAGACUAUUUAAAAGUUUCUUCCUGUUCAUCUACUACCAGAAAACAAGCCACUCUAAUCUCAUAGAUUCCAAGGCGAGCAGCGGCAGCAGCAACACUUGCCAGACCAGCACCUGCAGCCUUAAAACCAAAGUGGACACCUCUAAAAACCCUUAUAAGAAGUAA
Menidia menidia (Atlantic silverside) is the source of this 1818-nucleotide messenger RNA. Lineage: Eukaryota; Metazoa; Chordata; Actinopteri; Atheriniformes; Atherinopsidae. The record is from the annotation of a GenBank genome assembly.